AUGCCUUUCGGACAGCUUUCUAUUAGCAAUAGGGGUAUCCCGCAGCAUGACCCUCCCUACAGUGACGCUACUCCUGUAUUCGACGACGUUACAGUCUUGACUAUACAAUACCGAACAUCUUUCAAGAGCAUCAGCCACCUUAUUCCGGAUGUGAUCGAAGUUGAGAACGAGCCCCUAGUGACUGCUACUUUACUUAAUUAUGGUGCUGGCCCUGCUGGGCCUUUUCUUGAAUUUAUUCAUACUGUUGAGGCCAAAUAUCUCGGCAAAUCCUAUGAUUUCUGCCUGUCUCUGAUUCUUGACAAUGAGAUGGCUGUCCUUGCGGGCAGAGAGCCAUGUGGAUUUCCCAAACGACUGGGUCAACUCUCCCUGACAACGCGCUCAUCAAACAGAGCUACAGGAUAUGUUGAGCGACCAGUUGGACAGAAGCUGGUAGAGCCAUUUUUGAACCUCCGUGUCAUUCCCUCGCCUGUUACAGGCGCUCCAGCGUCACUUAAGGAGUUGGUGCCUUCCAAUUUUGAGACCAGGCCGGUCGAGGUUUGGGAGGGGGUGGGAAAGUUGACAUUCCCCGAGAAUUGUCUCCAGGCUGAAGCUAUAAACAAGAUCGAGAUUGUCCGAUAUGAAUCCGCAACGUUGGGAUAUGGCUCGGCUUGUAUAUUACACCCUUCCGAGGAAGUUUUCCAACUGUGA
Molecule: messenger RNA, 687 nt
Organism: Aspergillus oryzae RIB40
Lineage: Eukaryota; Fungi; Ascomycota; Eurotiomycetes; Eurotiales; Aspergillaceae
Product: acetoacetate decarboxylase family protein
Exons: 2
Coding region: 1-687 (228 amino acids)
Molecular function (GO): lyase activity
Source: RefSeq, a predicted model, not a curated record